GUUUCGAUGCUCCCGGGUACAAUGAGCUUCCUAAAGAGUUUCCCGCCGCCGGGACAGGAUGAGGGGCUUCGGCAACAGCAGCCAGAUACAGAGGCUGUGCUGAACGGAAAGGGCCUCGGUAUCGGCACUCUUUACAUCGCGGAGAGCCGCCUGUCUUGGUUAGAUGGUUCUGGAUUAGGAUUCUCACUGGAAUACCCCACCAUUAGUUUACAUGCGGUGUCCAGGGACCUAAAUGCUUAUCCUCGAGAGCAUUUGUAUGUUAUGGUGAAUGCCAAAUUUGGAGAAGAAUCAAAAGAAUCUCUUGCUGAUGAAGAGGAGGAAGACAGUGAUGAUGAUGUUGAACCUAUUACUGAAUUUAGAUUUGUGCCUAGUGAUAAAUCAGCAUUGGAAGUGAUGUUCACUGCAAUGUGUGAAUGCCAGGCUUUGCAUCCAGAUCCUGAGGAUGAAGACUCAGAUGAUUAUGAUGGAGAAGAAUAUGAUGUGGAAGCACAUGAACAAGGGCAGGGGGAUAUUCCUACAUUUUAUACCUAUGAAGAAGGAUUAUCCCAUUUAACAGCAGAAGGGCAAGCUACACUGGAGAGAUUAGAAGGAAUGCUUUCUCAGUCUGUGAGCAGCCAGUAUAACAUGGCUGGGGUCCGGACGGAAGAUUCAGUAAGAGAUUAUGAAGAUGGCAUGGAGGUAGAUACCACACCAACAGUUGCUGGACAGUUUGAGGAUGGGGAUGUUGAUCACUGAAAAUGAUUUAUGCUGCUUAAAAGUUCUGCUUAUAACUAGGAGAGAACCUGGUGCCUCUUCCACUUUGGAGUGGGGUUGAUGAAAGUCUUUCCUUCUCCAAAACUCUUAAACUAGUUAUUUCUCAAGACAGACUAUACUGAGACAGCAAGUUGUCACCAGCAGAAGGAACUACAAACUUUAUUAACAAAGGUGAAAUAAUUCAUCCAAGGGGGUACUUGUAGUUUAUCAUUUACCCCAAAACUUUGUGUUAGGUACCCUAUGAGUAAGCCUAUAAUUCCUGCCUUUGCUGUAUGAAUCAUCUGUAUGGUAGCAGGCCUGUGGUAAACAUGCUCAGGAGCUUGGAGUGUGGGAAGAAAAGGCAAAUAUCUCAGAGGGAUCAGCCUUUGUUAUUCUCCACAGAGUCAAGAGUCUUUUACUGAUUUGGGGGCCAAAUUAAUUAAUUCAGGCCUCUGUAGUAGCCUCUUGGGAAAUAUCCUAGCUACAGAUCCUGCCACUGACAAGAGUGUUUCUAGCUACCUUCUGCUCCUUCUGCCCUCUUUUACCAGUCUACCCUGUAUAGCCUCUUAGGUUAAUAUCAUUUAGUUUCCACCCUCUUAGGUUAGUUUUCUGUAACAGAACAGUGAACUGAAAUGAAAGUCCCCCAAGUACGUCUAAUGAUAAUUGUUUUGUCUUUGUAAUAACAUAACAAAUAAAUCUACAU
This is a messenger RNA of Marmota monax (woodchuck), 1435 nucleotides long. Its product is annotated as methylosome subunit pICln-like. The coding region runs from base 7 to 735 and encodes 242 amino acids. The record is from RefSeq and is a predicted model, not a curated record. Gene Ontology annotation, biological process: mRNA cis splicing, via spliceosome; cell volume homeostasis; spliceosomal snRNP assembly. Gene Ontology annotation, cellular component: pICln-Sm protein complex; methylosome; cytosol. Lineage: Eukaryota; Metazoa; Chordata; Mammalia; Rodentia; Sciuridae. The transcript has a single exon.